Babesia sp. Xinjiang is the source of this 1185-nucleotide messenger RNA. It is a transcript of the gene sand, whose product is annotated as Protein SAND. The record is from RefSeq and is a predicted model, not a curated record. NCBI's taxonomy places the organism in Eukaryota, Apicomplexa, Aconoidasida, Piroplasmida, Babesiidae. The transcript has 9 exons. Bases 1 to 1185 code for a protein of 394 amino acids. Gene Ontology annotation, biological process: protein targeting to vacuole; vesicle-mediated transport.
AUGGGCACAAAGGUCUACGCCUUUACAUAUGCGGGUAAGCCGCUGUUUACCAAUUGCCCAGAAGGCGAACAAUCGCUAGCGUUUUAUGGUGUACUGUGUGCCGUGGUAUCAAAGGUAUCCACGCUGUUGUCUGAGUAUACCGAGAAGGAUGAAUUGCGGUACAUAAGUGCUGGAGACCAGCAUUUCGUUUACAUGGACCGAGGUCCGUUGUGUUACUUUGGAAUAUCGUCCAACGGCGCUUCACCUCUUGCGGUUUACAAGAUUCUGUCUAACCUGCAUCUGCAAGUUUUGUCAAUUUUGACCCGAGGAGUUGAGCGUGUUUUACUAAAACGCCCUUCAUACGAUGCGCAAAACUUGUUAGGUGGUACUCAGUCGAUAUUGCACAAUUUGGUUGCCAGCUUAGACGGCACGCUAGGCCUGUUCGAUACAUGCUGUUACGAAGCGUUGCCUCUUCCACCUAACACCCGCAAUACCUUGAGUUCGUUUCUUAACGAAUUUGACACUCCAAAUGUACUCUGUUCUUUUAUGGUCGUUAGUAACCGAGUUGCGGCGAUCACUAUGUCGAAGAGCAUCACGUUUAGUCCAUCAGAUAUCGCAAUAGUAGUAAAUAUGGUCAGUGCAUCCCAUUCUCUACGUCAACAGGAGAGUUGGACACCUUUGUGUCUUCCGGACUUCAACGAUCAAGCGUUUACAUACGCCUACGUGAACUACAUUGAUUCGGAUAUCGGUGUAGUCUGUAUUUCUAGCACCGGUGAUCAGGAGCAGUUCCACAAGAUAUCUGGACAAUUUGAGGUUUUGACAAAGAAAAUGACAGAUUCUGGAUUCCUUAGCGGUUUGCGUAUGUCGCUGGUUUCUACCCCAAUAGAGUUCCCUUCUGAUAAUGGGAAGGGUUGCGACGUUCUACAUGUGUUGUACUACUCCAAGAAGCUUGGUCAUUAUUUUUCAUCUGCGUUUCGACAUACGGCUUUCGGAGCGAAUAGUGCUACAAUAAUAUCGGCCUACAAAUCGUUGUCUGAAUUUCUGUUCGGCGAAGAGUCGCACCGUACCGCGAUGGCUCGUUUCGAGUGUGUUAAUAUAUACGUGGAGCACAACCCGGAGUUCGGGCUCUACUUGGCUACAGAGCCGCGUACUGACAUUACGUCGGAUCUUGUAUCCUCGGUAACGUCGUACGUUUCGAAACAUUAA